AGAUAGAUAUUGCUAGGGUUUAAGGGUCGUCGUCCUACGAGUCUUCAACUGCGUUUUUCACCCUUCCAGAACCAUGACUGCUCAAUCGCAGGAAGAACUUCUUGCAGCUCUCGAACAGCAUAAGAUCGAGGGUGACGAGCCAACCAUUGAGGAUGAUGAUGAAGAUGAUGAUGAUGAAGAUGAUGAAGAAAAAGAUGAUGAUGAAAGAACAUGGAGAUGGUAGUAGUAGAACAAAGCAGAGCAGGAGUGAGAAGAAAAGUCGCAAGGCAAUGAUUAAGCUAGGAAUGAAGCCCAUAACUGGGAUUAGUCGUGUAACUGUCAAGAAGAGCAAGAAUAUCCUAUUUGUCAUAUCAAAACCGGAUGUUUUCAAGAGCCCAACUUCAGACACAUAUGUUAUAUUUGGGGAGGCCAAGAUUGAGGAUUUGAGCUCACAAUUGCAGAGCCAAGCAGCUGAACAGUUUAAGGCACCGAACCUCAGCAAUGUGGUGUCAAAGCCUGAGCCAUCAUCCGCUGUUCAAGACGAUGAGGAUGAUGUUGAUGAGACUGGGGUGGAGCCAAAGGACAUUGAGCUCGUAAUGACCCAAGCUGGGGUUUCAAGAGCAAAGGCAUGCAAAGCUCUCAAGGCUGCAGAUGGAGAUAUUGUCUCUGCUAUUAUGGAGCUUACCAACUAGUAAAGCCCAGCUCUCUCUCUUUCUCUCCCCCCUCUGUUUUUUUAGUUAUAAAUUUGGGUAAUAUUUUCCAUUAUAUGCUUGGCCGGAUGGUUGUUGAAUUUUUAUUUUAUGAAUUUCUGUCCUUGUUUUUGCAUUAUUUCUAGUUGUCUUAUUUCUGUAACAAGUUAUGAGAGUUGAGCCACUUGGCUCAGAAUUACGAAUCAAUUCAAAUGUUCGGUUUGUGGAUGAAUCUUCAGGGACAACACUAUCUACAGCAACCCUGGAGUUAUUCUUAAAUCUUGUAAGCAAAGAAAAUUAUAUAGACAUUUUAGCCAUAUUGUUCUUUUCUUUCAUGAAGAUGCAAAUAAAAAGCAACAUAUGAAGUUGACAAAACUCAAA
Cuscuta epithymum is the source of this 1049-nucleotide messenger RNA. NCBI's taxonomy places the organism in Eukaryota, Viridiplantae, Streptophyta, Magnoliopsida, Solanales, Convolvulaceae. The record is from the annotation of a GenBank genome assembly.